Messenger RNA from Penicillium griseofulvum, 738 nucleotides. RefSeq lists its product as uncharacterized. Bases 1 to 738 code for a protein of 245 amino acids. Lineage: Eukaryota; Fungi; Ascomycota; Eurotiomycetes; Eurotiales; Aspergillaceae. The record is from RefSeq and is a predicted model, not a curated record. The transcript has a single exon.
AUGCGGAAGUGGCUUACAAAGAUCACCGAACCGUAUGCCGACCAGCUGUUUAGUGGCUGUGACCAGAUGCCAUUUCGUGAAGCCCUAGGUCUCACGGGGUGGUACACUGUCUGUUGCACCCACCCUUUGGCUCAGGGAGCUGAAGAGACCCUGCGGGAAAUUAUUCGAUACACAAUGGAUGCUGAGAUGUUCAGUCAAUAUGAUUUCAAAUCGCACCGCCACCUACACUCAAACUCCACAGGUCAACCAGACGUAGCUGCGGCAUUCACUGAUCGGGCUAAUAGUGCAAGACCUACAAUGCGAGAAAAGAGUGAAGGGUACGAUGCAUAUGUUGCCAAGCGUCUCGUGGACGGCAUUUGGACUGCUUUCUUCUAUCAACGCAUGUCUACACCGAUGAUCUCUUACCAUCGUUCGCACAUUCAGCGGCCAAGACCCAUCGAAUGUCUUAGUGUGCUGACCUUUGACACUUUCAGCCACAGAAGACGGCUGAAGGAGGACGGCAAUGUUGACGCCACUUCUUACGUGAACUUUGUCGAUGGACAGUCUGCAUCAGGCGCAUACUCAAAAUGGCACGCUCUUAUGUGUGCGAUUGCUCACCAGGCUGUGAUAUCUUUCCUAUGGGAUCUGACACACCACUUACCACCGCCUGAUGUAGGCGGGGACAUACCUAGCUCUGGCAGUGGUAGGGAAUUACCCGGGAAACAGGAGCAAGAGCUAGCGUUGAAAGAGACAAAUUGA